AUGGCACCUUCGAUCGCGUCUAGUGACAACCGGCCCGAGUCCGGGCGCCCGGCAGAGCACAACCACAAGGCUUCGCUCUCGAGCAGCGCCGACCCGAACUCGGCCCUAAUGGGGGAGCGUGCAGUGGACAGUGUCGGUUCGAAUGGCUUCUCCCUACGCUCAAUGCAGCAUCGCGACCGCGAGGGCAAGCUGAUCACGGAUCCUGACUUGUCCAACCCUACCCGUUAUCGAUUCGAGCGGCCCUUGGAUACAAUCCGGUCCUUUGAGGCGGCUAUUGAACGACGCAGACGAGAAAAUGCUGGCUUGUAGGGAGGACGCUGAGAAAGACUGAGGGCGGAAAUUCUAGAGGUGUACGAUUUAUUGUUUAUGUUUCAAUUCUGGCAGAUUGUAUUAUUGGGAGGCGUUCAAUGAUGUAAUGGAAGCGAUGAUCGAUGUCAAACCUCUGUUUUGUUUUGAGAUGAGAUGUGU
Aspergillus brunneoviolaceus CBS 621.78 is the source of this 468-nucleotide messenger RNA. Its product is annotated as DUF2406 domain-containing protein. The record is from RefSeq and is a predicted model, not a curated record. The transcript is spliced from 3 exons. Bases 1 to 309 code for a protein of 102 amino acids. Lineage: Eukaryota; Fungi; Ascomycota; Eurotiomycetes; Eurotiales; Aspergillaceae.